ACUGAAUGUAGCUACAUAUUUCCGACAGCUCAUGAACGCAUCACCGGAAUCGCAGCGGAGAUCGGAUCUGAUCCGAGAACAGCAACAAGCAGAACUUUGCUUUAUAUCUGAUCCUGUGAGAAAUGGCUCCUAAAACACCAAAGAGGAUUCUGUGGUCCGCCUUGGAGAAUCUGUCCAAAGAGAACUUUGAAAAGUUCUGCCACGCGCUGGUGGACCGUCCACAGGACCCGCGCGUGCGGAGGAACCGAGUAGAAGGCAAAAACUUCCUGGAUGUUGCAGAUGUGAUGAUCUCCACUUUCACCGGGAUAGAAGCGCUGAAGGUCACCGAAGAGAUCCUCAGAGACAUCGGCUGCAGUGAAGACGCAGACGAACUCGCAUCUGAAGCUGCAGCUUUACGCUCAUCAGCCCCCGACUCCACUAAUGCAUCUAAAGCAGCAGCUUUACGCUCAUCAGUCCUCGACUCCACUAAUGAGGAACAUUUUGUGGACAAACACAGAAACGAGUUGAUCCAGAGGGUGAGCGUCGUUGGACCCAUCCUGGACAAGCUUUUAAUGGAAAAAGUGAUAAACCAUGAAGUUUAUGCUGAGAUCCAUUCUAAAUCCACCAACCAGGCCAAGAUAAGAGCGGUCUACGAUGGUCCUCUGAGAGCUGCCAGAGCCUGCAAAGAUAUCUUCUACAUAAUCCUCAAAGAUCUGGAGCCUUACCUCAUCAGAGACCUUGAAGGAAAUUAAAUACUGAAGUGAAUUUUCUUUUUAAACAAAGAGCACAGAAUGUAUGUGGAAAACAUUCUUUUCAUAAAAUAUUUUCAUUAGAUUCAAUAAAAUGUUUUAACACUA
This is a messenger RNA of Nothobranchius furzeri (turquoise killifish), 836 nucleotides long. RefSeq names its product PYD and CARD domain containing (gene pycard). Gene Ontology annotation, biological process: innate immune response; inflammatory response; regulation of apoptotic process. The record is from RefSeq and is a predicted model, not a curated record. Lineage: Eukaryota; Metazoa; Chordata; Actinopteri; Cyprinodontiformes; Nothobranchiidae.